GAGGAAUCGCACAAAUAUGCCGCUGGAGUCAAUUGUGGACGCUGCCGUGAGAAUAAAGCCAUCUGUAAAACUGAUAGAUUUUAUCACCAAGAACGCAAGAGACGCAAAUGAUGCGCCGAUUGGCGUCGUAUCUUUAAUCGAAGCGUCUAAGAAAUCUAAGAGGGAGAUCGCGAGUGUUACGUUAAAAAUCGAGGAUCUCAGGUGGCUGAGCAGAUAUUUAGCGGAAUACAGAAAAAGUGCAACCGAGAAAGUUUACAUGCACGAGCUUUUUGACGAUUCUGACGUGAUACUGCCGUCGCCAGAGGUCACACCGAGGAAUCCAGAGUUGGAGGCUAGAAUACAGAAGUUAAAGGCGCAACAAAACGCCAGGGAGUAUCAAGCGAUGACGAAGAGCAUCGAUUCCGCACGGAAAUUCUUACCCGAGGACAGCAUUUCGUACCAAAUGAAGCAAAUAAACAGACAACUCAUCGCCGUUGCGCAGUUUGUAUUUUCCGUGAUAGCUGGCUUCGCUUUCGGAUUCAUCGGAGUGGAACUCGUAAUUGGGAACUUAGAUUUUGGAUUUCGAUUACUUUUAGGUAUAAUUUGUGGACUAAUUAUAGCACUCGCUGAGAUCUACUUCCUGGCUCUGAAAUUAAACGAGUACGAUUUCGAUACACUCGCUACGCCCAAAGCUAAAAAGUUGCAUCAGGAUUAGCGUGCAAUUCUCGUUUGCUAUUUGAUUAUUUUUAAUGUUGUACGAUAAAACGAAAAAUUGAAUACUAAUCAACAAGAUUUAUAUGGUGUACAUAAUACGAAAAAUGUUGACAACAUUAUAAGACAUUCUUACAUAAUGUAUUGUUACUAAGAGACAAACCAACAUAAUUAAGGUAUGAUUAAGAUACCGGUUGUUUAUUUUUAUCUCGAUCAUGGUUCUAUACUGUCAUUUUAUGUAUAAACACAAUAAUGUAAACGUUAUUUAUUUCACACUAUUGGGCGAUUAAUAUAAAUUGUAUAGUGUGUAUAAGAUAAAUAAUGAGGGAAAAUAUAUCAUGAUGAAUAUAUAACUGAUG
Molecule: messenger RNA, 1049 nt
Organism: Dinoponera quadriceps
Lineage: Eukaryota; Metazoa; Arthropoda; Insecta; Hymenoptera; Formicidae
Product: transmembrane protein 199
Exons: 2
Coding region: 17-694 (225 amino acids)
Biological process (GO): vacuolar proton-transporting V-type ATPase complex assembly
Cellular component (GO): endomembrane system
Source: RefSeq, a predicted model, not a curated record